AUGAGGGAUCAGUACAUCAUUGUGCUUAUUACAUUAAUGGUAAUCUCUUCGUAUAUUCUUUUUUUGAUGGUUACUUUUCAGAUUACAUCAUUUGGGAUCAUAACUAAUGUUCUCGUUUAUUGUUCUGUUAGAAAACUGUCUUCAAUGAGUAACUCGUUUGGAAUUAUCACCAGAAAUCAAGCAGUAUGCAACACUAUAAUUUGCUCUAUAUUUUUCUUCUUCAUCAUUCCAAUGCAAAUGAAACUAUCUGAUGAGCUGAUAUCACAUUCCGAUUACAUUGGAAUAUGGGCAACUUCCAUAUAUGAUAUAUCUAACUUAUCUCAUGUUUUCAUUGCCAUCAAUCGAUUUUGUGCAGUAUUUCUCCCCUUACAUUAUGAUAAACUGUUCACAGUAUCUCGAACAAAAAGAAUCAGAAACAUUAUCUGGAUUUUUUCUUUUGCAAAAUGUAUCAUAAUCUACGAAGUUUUUAUUUGCUACAAUAUGUACUAUCCAGAGGCUUGGACGUUAGCUUAUAUUGAUACUCCUGAAUGUAUCACAUACACUUGGUAUACAGAUUUCGUCUUCAACACAACGCUGGUGGUAUUUACAAUUUCCGUCAACUUAUUAACCGCUUGCAAAGCCGGAAAAACAACAAAACGAAUUCUGAGGAGUACGACAGGAUCUACUAUUUCAAAACAGAAACAAAGAGAGAUCAACUUCAUUAAACAGACAUUCUUUCAAGGAACUUCCAUUUUUGCUGGUCAAGUAUCUUACUAUGUCAUUGCUCCAUUUGUAGAAAACUUUAUUCUCAUUUUUGUACUUUCUGCUUUGUGGGCAUUUAUGCAUGCUGUUGAAGGAGGUAUCAUAUUGGCUUCUAAUCAGGAAAUAAGACGCAUGUUGAGUUGGAAGAAAAAAAAACCAACAACGAUAUUCAUCUCGAGUGGUACAUAG
Caenorhabditis briggsae is the source of this 930-nucleotide messenger RNA. The transcript has 4 exons. The record is from RefSeq and is a predicted model, not a curated record. The coding region runs from base 1 to 930 and encodes 309 amino acids. Lineage: Eukaryota; Metazoa; Nematoda; Chromadorea; Rhabditida; Rhabditidae.